GCUUGUCUUCUUUGUCUCCAAACUUUCCUCACUUCUCUCUGUGAAUGUGCGACAGAGUUCAUAGUAAAAUUCGAAUCUUUUCCAAUUUUCUCUCAUUGUUUGCUCUUCCCAACAGCUGAAGAAGCAAAUUCUGGGAUGAAGAAUUAAGGUUGACAAAAUCUCCAAUGAAGGAGGCCAAGAGGAAGAAGGAAGCUGCGGGGACUUUUCCGGACGAGGUGUUGGAGAGAGUGGUGGGGAUGAUAAAGUCGCACAAGGACAGGAGCGCAGCGUCGCUGGUGUGCAAGGACUGGUUCAACGCGGAGCGGUGGUCGCGGGCCCGCGUCUUCAUCGGAAACUGCUACUCGGUGUCGCCGGAGAUCGUCACGCGGCGGUUCCCGAACAUCCGGAGCGUGACGCUCAAGGGGAAGCCGCGGUUCUCCGACUUCAACCUGGUGCCACCGAAUUGGGGCGCCGAUGUCCACGCCUGGCUGGCGGCUUUCGCUGACAAGUAUCCCUUUCUAGAGGAGCUACGGCUCAAGAGGAUGACCGUUUCUGAUGAGAGCUUGGAGUUUCUCGCGAGUUAUUUCCCUAAUUUCAGAGCCAUUUCGCUUCUCAGCUGUGAUGGCUUCAGCACCGAUGGGAUCGCCGCCAUUGCCACUCAUUGCAAGAAUUUGGUUGAGCUAGACAUACAGGAGAAUGACGUGGAAGACAGAAGUGGCAGCUGGUUGAGUUGCUUCCCAGAGAACUUCACAUCACUGGAAAUACUAAACUUUGCCAACCUUAACAGUGAAGUCAACUUUGAUUGUCUUGAGAGACUUGUUAGUAGGUGCAAAUCGUUCAAAGUCUUGAAGGUUAACAAAAGUAUAAACUUGGAGCAAUUACAGAAGCUGAUCAGUCAUGCUCCUCAACUAGUGGAGCUUGGUAGUGGAACUUUCACGCAAGAGCUCACUGCCAAUCAGCAUUCGGAGCUUGAAAAUGCCUUCAGCAAUUGCAAGAAUCUACACACACUCUCAGGUUUGUGGGAAGCUAAAGCCUUGUAUCUCCCAGUUCUAUAUCCUGCAUGCACAAAUUUAACUUUCCUCAAUUUGAGCUAUGCGGCUUUGGGGAGUGGUGAAUUUGCAAGUCUUCUGGUUCAUUGUCCACGUCUUCGGCGCCUUUGGGUUCUUGACACAGUGGAAGACAAAGGUCUAGAGGCAGUUGGAUCACACUGUCCUUUACUUGAGGAGCUCCGUGUUUUUCCUUAUGAUCCUUUUGAUCAGGAGAUCAUCCAUGGAGUGACAGAAUCAGGAUUUCUUGCAGUCUCUUAUGGCUGCCGGAGGCUUCAUUACGUUCUCUUCUUUUGCCGGCAGAUGACUAAUGCCGCGGUGGCAACCAUUGUGAAGAACUGUCCUGAUUUUACCCACUUCCGUCUCUGCAUAAUGGACCCUGGCCAACCGGAUUACUUAACAAAUGAGCCUAUGGAUGAGGCCUUUGGUGCAGUGGUGAAGACCUGCACUCAGCUCCAGAGGCUUGCGGUUUCAGGUUUGUUGACUGACUUAACGUUCGAGUAUAUUGGAAAGUAUGCCAAGAAUUUGGAAACACUUUCAGUGGCCUUCGCGGGUAGCAGUGAUUGGGGGAUGCAGUGUGUGCUGAAUGGUUGUCCAAAGUUGAGGAAACUUGAGAUUAGGGACUGCCCAUUUGGGAAUGUGGCUUUGCUUUCGGGCUUAGAGAAGUAUGAAUCUAUGAGGUCACUGUGGAUGUCAGCCUGCAAUGUCACAAUGAACGGAUGUCGCCUGUUGGCCAGAGAGAUGCCUCGGCUGAAUGUUGAAGUAAUCAAGGAAGAAGGGAGUGAAGAUAGCCAGGCUAACAAAGUUUAUGUCUACCGUUCUGUUGCUGGGCCCAGAAGGGAUGCUCCUCCUUUUGUUCUCACCCUCUGAAGUUUCUAAAACGCAUGAUAGCAAACCUUUCCACAUAAAGACACUGGAAUUAUGAUUUGAAGCCUUAAUACAACUGAAUAAGAUGGAAGGUGAAA
Messenger RNA from Morus notabilis, 1990 nucleotides. Its product is annotated as protein TRANSPORT INHIBITOR RESPONSE 1. The record is from RefSeq and is a predicted model, not a curated record. NCBI's taxonomy places the organism in Eukaryota, Viridiplantae, Streptophyta, Magnoliopsida, Rosales, Moraceae. Gene Ontology annotation, biological process: SCF-dependent proteasomal ubiquitin-dependent protein catabolic process. The transcript has 4 exons. Bases 165 to 1895 code for a protein of 576 amino acids. Gene Ontology annotation, molecular function: protein binding. Gene Ontology annotation, cellular component: SCF ubiquitin ligase complex.